AUGGCUUUGAUGAGAGGUCUGGACAAACGAAGAGAGCGACGAACGGAAGUGAUCACCAAAACAGCAGCAGAAUUGGAUCCGUUAGGCGAUCACAGGAAUGCCAUGAAUGAUGUCUCGAUGAGGAUGUUGGGGACCAUCGAUGAUCUGGCGGUCACGCAGGGAAUGACGGCUCAAGAAGUACAGGCUCGUGUAGUGGUGUUGCGGACCCACCUCUUUGGGCCAGAGGUGAGUGCCGGUGGACACACACCUACUCCCGGAUUGGCAUCAUUACUACGGCUUAGAUUUGGAACCGAUAUCUCUAUGCUUCACACUCUCGUAAGACAUACCAGUGAUCAUCAUAUCCCUAAUGUAGACAACAUUGACUACAAUCUGAUGCAUACAAUACGUGUGGAUCUGCGGAACUUCGCACACAAUAACUCCAUUGAAGAGAUAGUAUUGGACGACACCGGGGAUCAAGACAGUGGUGACCAUUGGAUUGGAAGUAACCAUUGA
Oppiella nova is the source of this 492-nucleotide messenger RNA. Lineage: Eukaryota; Metazoa; Arthropoda; Arachnida; Sarcoptiformes; Oppiidae. The record is from the annotation of a GenBank genome assembly.